AUGGCUUCAAAAGUAAUUAAAAAUCAAGCGGAUUUGUUGUCAAGAUUAGAAAAGGCACAAAUAAACUUUAAGAAGAGUCCGAAAGGUAGAAUCACUAAGCAGUAUUUGGAAACUAGAAUAAAAAAUUUGGAAGAUUUUUAUUUAGAAUUCAAACGAAAUCAUACAGAGCUAAUACAAAUAGUAACAUCGGAACAACUAGAAUCUUUACCAUAUUUUAUAGAAGACGACUAUAAUAAGUUUGAGGAGAUAUACAUAGACCAUGUGACGGAACUAAAAGAGAAGCUUGAAGAAGUGUUCAAUAACCCGAUACCAACAUCGAAUACGAUGACUACAACUUGGGAUGCAAUUGUGAUUUAUUUGGUAGUUUCAAAGCUUGAUGUACAAUCGCAUAAACUAUGGGAGAAUCAGAUAAGCACGUCAUGUGCCGAUGAAUUGCCAACUUGGUCUCAGUUGGUGGAUUUUUUGGAAGCGAGAUUUCGUAGUUUGGAGAUGAUAGAUUCGGGAAAACAAGCUGUAAGACAUGAGACGUCACAAAAGAAGCAAUUGGUUAAAAGUUCUUUUCACGGAGCUAUCCUACAGAAUAAGAAGACAGAUAAUAUAUGUUCAGUUUGUGGUGAAAAUCAUUAUAUAAAUGCAUGCACACAGUUUAAGAAGCAAUCAGUAGAAGAACGAAGGAAUCACGUACAGAAUAAGGGAUUAUGCUUUAAUUGUUUGCAACCUACACAUAUUGUAAGUAAAUGUCGACAAUCAAUUUGUUGCAAGAAAUGCGGACGUAGACAUAAUACUAUGUUGCAUUUAGAGAAGACAGGAUUCAUUGAAAACACUCAAAGGACACAAGAAGAAAAUGAUGGGAUUGAGAAUAAAACUUCGUCUACGCUAGUAGAAUCAAAGAUUGUGGCAAAUUUUGCCAAAAGAGAGCAUAAAAGCUAUCAUGUUCUGCUAGCUACGACACUACUUAAGGCUCAGUCAAACAAUGGUAACUUAUUUAUGGUACGAGCAUUGCUAGACCAAGGCUCGCAAGCGUCAUUUGUAACUGAAGCAACUGUUCAGUUACUCGGUCUUAAACGUACAUCUGUUAAUGGUUUGGUAUCAGGUCUGGGAGAUGGUCAAAUGCAUAUUAAACAUGUAGUAACAUUAUGUUUAAAAUCGCGUCAUAACUCAGAAUUUUCUAUUAAUGUUAAGGCUUAUGUAUUAACUUCACUUACGUCUAUGCUUCCAUGUGUGAAAUUAGAUGCUCCGAAUUGGCUCGAACUCGAGAAUGUAGAAUUAGCGGACCCAGGUUAUGCAACACCAGGUAAGAUUGAUGUUUUAUUAGGGGCAGAAGUUUAUGCUGAGAUUUUAUUAACAGGUAUGAUGAAACAACCCAAGGGAAAUUUAAUAGCGCAGAAUACGGCCUUUGGUUGGGUUUUAUCGGGUAAGGUAUCUGAUUCACUUUCAGAUAAAUACAAGGCUAAAAGUUUUCAUUUACAGGUUAGAACUGACGAUGAUUUUUUGAAGCGUUUUUGGGAACUAGAAGCUGAGCCAGAUAUGAUUGUUAAGAAAUUUACAAGAGAGGAACAAUUGUGUGAAGAGCUGUAUGAAAAAUCAACUGUACGAAAUCGAGAUGGAAGGUAUGUUGUUACAUUGCCAUUUAAAAAUAAGGAUCCUGAGUGCCAGUAUGGAGAAUCGAUAGAUAUAGCUAAGAAUAGAUUAGUCGCUUUAGAAAGAAGGCUUAAGAAUAAUCCUAAAUUAUAUGAGGAAUAUAGACGAGUAGUAGAAGAGUACUUAGUUCUUAAUCAUAUGUCUUUAGUCGAAGAAGAUGAUUUAGAUAAUCCAACGGCUGUCUAUCUUCCGCAUCAUGCUGUUGUACGGGAGGAUAAAGAUACGACAAAGGUUCGUGUAGUUUUUAAUGCUUCUAGUAAGGGAACAAAUAAUGUGUCAUUAAAUGAUGAUCUUAUGAUUGGACCAAAAAUCCAACAAGAUCUCAGACAUAUAUUAAUGAGGUGGAGAACCCAUCCCAUUUGUAUAGUGGCUGAUCUUGUAAAAAUGUACCGUCAAGUAUUUAUUAAUCCAAGACAGACAAAUUUUCAGAGAAUUUUAUGGAGAACUUUACCGGAUCAACCAAUUAAACAUUUUAAAUUGCUCACUCUAACAUUUGGAACCGCGUGUGCACCAUAUCUUGCUGUUAAAACUUUACAACGUUUGGCAGAAGAUGAGAAACUUAAAUUUCCAGUAGCAUCAGAAAUUACUAAAAAUGAUUAUUAUAUUGAUGAUCUAAUGACAGGUUGUGAUACAUUACAAGAAGCUAAAAUUAUUUACAAUGAAAUGAAUAAAUUAAUGAAAUCUGGAGGAUUUACACUUCAAAAAUGGAGCUCUAAUUGUAAGGAAUUAUUAAAGUAUAUUGGAGAAGAUAAUAAAGAAAAAGAAGAAUCUAUGCUAAUUAAGGUUGAUAAUAUGGUAAAAGUUUUAGGAAUUUCAUGGAAUCGUAGUUCAGAUAGAUUUGUUUAUUCAAUCAAUUUACCGGAGAUAAAAUUUCCUAUCACGAAAAGACAAGUUUUAUCUAAUAUUGCUCAAAUGUUUGAUCCAAUGGGUUGGAUUGCACCAGUAAUCAUUGUUGCUAAAUUAUUUAUUCAAAAAAUAUGGAAGGCGCAUUUAGAUUGGGAUGAUGCAUUACCUGAAGAUUUGAACGAAAUUUGGCUUAACAUACGACAGCAAUGCAAGGAAAUUCAACGAGUAGAAAUACCAAGGUGGAUUUGUUGCACUAGUCAAAGUCAUGUUGAACUACAUGUCUUCUCAGACGCAUCAAGAUCUGCUUAUGCUGCUGCAGUUUUUAUGAGAGUCAUCAAUCACGAUGAAUCUAUACAUGUCAGGUUAGUAUCAGCUAAAACAAAAGUAGCACCUAUAGAGAAGGAAGUUUCUAUACCUCGUUUAGAGUUAUGUGGGGCUGUGCUUGCUGCGAAACUUGUGAACGAAGUAUCUCAAGUGAUGAAGGUAUGCAAAGAUAACAUUUACGGAUGGACUGAUUCUACAAUCGUUUUGGCGGGAUUCACUUAA
Messenger RNA from Colias croceus (clouded yellow), 3033 nucleotides. RefSeq lists its product as uncharacterized. NCBI's taxonomy places the organism in Eukaryota, Metazoa, Arthropoda, Insecta, Lepidoptera, Pieridae. The transcript has 2 exons. The coding region runs from base 1 to 3033 and encodes 1010 amino acids. The record is from RefSeq and is a predicted model, not a curated record.